Molecule: messenger RNA, 1212 nt
Organism: Clonostachys rhizophaga
Lineage: Eukaryota; Fungi; Ascomycota; Sordariomycetes; Hypocreales; Bionectriaceae
Source: the annotation of a GenBank genome assembly
CUUUUGUUUCCCCUAUGUCUUCUAUUCUCAAAUGGGCGAGAUCAGCCUUACGAAGGGCCCCCAUCGCCCCCUCUACGAUUUCCCAGCGCCGGCUUCGAGAUCGUUCCUCCAUCAGAGCCUCUUGAGGAGGAGCAUCUUGAAGAGUUCUCUGCUGGCGCCUAUUACCCAGUCAAUAUCGGAGACGUAUAUCACUCAAAGUACCAGGUAGUGGGAAAGUUGGGCUUUGGGUCAACAUCAACUGUAUGGCUGGCUAAGAAACUCCAAGAACAUAUUCAUGUUGCCCUAAAAAUAUAUAUACAAGGACAUACCGGUAAAGAAAAGUUCGAGGUAUCCAACAAGAUUCUUCAAGGUGACUCUGCUCACCCUGGAUAUCAUCAUUUGCGAACAGCUCGAGAAAUGUUUGUCCUGCCGCAUCCAAAUGGCGAUCACCAUUGUAUGGUCCAAGACCCAAUGUGGGACAGUUGGAGAGACAUUCUCCGCAGGAAUCCUACACGUCGCUUCAAUCUACCGAUGCUCAAAGGGGGCCUACAACAGAUUCUACGCGCUCUCGACUAUUUACACAAUGAGUAUAUCAAAGCGGAUAAUAUUUUGCAUAAAAUUGCCGAUAAGAGCAUCAUUGAUGCAUUCGUUGAAGAAGAAAUGAGCGCCCCAUCGGCCCGGAAAACUGUAAAUGGCGUGACUAUUUACAAGCCAAGGCAGUUUCAUUUACCAAAACAUCUUGGCAUCGUCAUUAUGAGUGAUUUUGGUGCUGCUGUUCGGGGAGACUGGAAAAGAAAUCACGAUGCCCAGCCAAACGUAUAUAGAUCACCUGAGGUGAUGUUGGAGGUUCCUUGGAGCUAUCCGAUUGAUAUAUGGAAUGUCGGAGUCAUGAUAUGGGACAUAUUUGAAGGUAAGCAUCUGUUUCACGGCAUAGACCCAACGGACACUGCGUAUUCCACGAGGGCACAUUUGGCAGAAGUGAUUGGUAUGCUUGGAAUGCCUCCCCUUGACCUCAUUAAGCGUGGUUCCCGAAGCGACGAGUUUUUCACCGACGAUGGUCAGUGGAAGGCAGAUGUCCCGAUCCCUGCAGAGUUAAGCCUAGCGCACUCUGAAGAGAACUUAGAAGAGGGCGAGAAGCAGGAGUUUCUAAGAUUCGUGGAGGGGAUGCUGCAAUGGCGCCCAGAAGAUCGAAAAACGGCGAAGGAACUCCUUCAGGAUCCAUGGCUAUAUAGC